This is a messenger RNA of Drosophila persimilis, 1360 nucleotides long. RefSeq lists its product as uncharacterized. The record is from RefSeq and is a predicted model, not a curated record. The transcript has a single exon. Lineage: Eukaryota; Metazoa; Arthropoda; Insecta; Diptera; Drosophilidae. The coding region runs from base 171 to 1286 and encodes 371 amino acids.
GGGUGUCGGCUAGGCAACAGACCUCCAGUUUUCUGUGUGCUGGACACACAGAAAGGGUCUGGCUAAGUCCAUCCUGCCACGAAUCUGUGUUAGCAUCCACCGCAUACAAUGGUGCGGCAUAGUGUAGUGCGGGGUGGGCAUGGUUGGUGGUCCCCCAAAGCCAGGGUGUUAUGCGACCCGUGCCCAUUGGCUUGGUUUGCAGUCAGGGGGAAAUAACCGGACUGUAUCCACGCGGAGCCUCAGCGAUACCUGUCCGACUCGUUGAGUACUUCAGGACUUGCCGUGUUAGCGGGGGCUAUGACACGGUGGACCUCUUCACCCCUACACUCGUGGGAAUUUCUAUGUCAAAUCAAAAUAUAAAAACAAAUAUUAUAAUAAAGCAAGAAGUAGAAGAUAAAGAAGAGGCGGCUCUGAAGAUCAACCGAGCUGCACAACCUGGUGGUGUCGGCGAUCCACUUACGAAGGGUCUAAAGAAAAAGGCACGCAAACGUUACAACCGUUACCUAAGGGAGGGAAUGCUACCGAAAGAAGCGAGGGUGCGGGCCAUAAACCCCAAUGGCUAUCAAAAGGCCGCGGCUAAAAACAAGACAACUGUGGCUCCUCCUGCUAUGAAAGGCGGCCUCAAGCGGAAAAUUCCAAGCCAGGCGACCACUGUUGCCCCAAAACGAGCCAAAAAAGCACGAGAGGGUCGUGGACCCAUUGAUAUGGCCAUCCUGGCCACUAGAUACCCGCUAAGACUCCUCACCAAAAAUGAGGCGACGAUAGUGGAGAAAGAGUUGGUCGAUGAGAUGCUGAAAGGCAGCUCCCACAGCAUUAACUUUGAUGGCAUCCACUUCAAGACUGGCCUGAUCAUUGUGAAAUGCCGCGACGACAGAUCCAAGCAGUGGCUGGAGCUGACGGUCCCAAAGGUCUGUGGGAUCGGCAAGGUGCAGCUCCGCACCUGCCCAAUGGAUGAUCUUCCCAGCAUGAAGAUAGUCACAAUAGAGAUACCGGACGCCGCAGAACAGAAGGUGCAGGCUGCAGUCCGUCUGCUACGAAAGCAGAACAGCGACCUGGACUCCGACGCAUGGAUCCUGCUGAAGUGCAGCAACACCAAAGGAGGGGGAAGAUCGAUCACCCUUGGUCUGCAGCAACAGGCGCUCGAGCUGCUGCAGAAGAACGGCAUGAAAAUGAGCUACCGCUUUAGACAGCUACCAUGUCGUCUAGAAGCGGAUCAUUCCGGCGAUGGAGAUGACGGGGAGAAUGCUAUGUGGUAUGUGGAUAUACCGAAAAUAAGCGAUAAUUAAGAUAAAGAUUACAAGUCCACGUUACGCUAUACUUUUCUAUAAAAUAAAGAGGAAAAUACUCCAUUGAAAAUACA